AUGAAGUUUCUUAGAACAUCAGUGCUUGCAUUUGUUUUUACUUUUUUCUCAUAUCUAUGGGCAACUUCGGCUCACACUAAUGAAGACUUCCUUCAAUGCCUGACCCUUCAUGCUGGAAACUCCAGUACCUCCUCAAUUUCUAAAGUCAUUUACACCCCCACCAAUUCCUCAUAUUCAUCUGUAUUGGAAUUCUCCAUACAAAAUCCUAGAUUCUCAACACCUGCCACCCCGAAACCUCUAGUCAUUGUUACGCCAUUGCAUGUCUCCCAAAUUCAAGCAGCCGUUAAUUGUUCCCAAAAGCAUGGCCUGCAAAUCAGAGUUAGAAGCGGUGGCCAUGAUUAUGAGGGCCUUUCUUAUGUGUCUGAUGUUCCAUUUCUCAUAAUCGAUAUGAUAAAUCUUCGAUCAAUCAAUGUUGAUGCAGAAGAUGGCACGGCUUGGGUUGAAUCCGGCGCCACUAUUGGUGAAGUUUAUUAUAGGAUUGCCGAGAAAAGUAUAAAUUUUGGCUUUCCGGCGGGACUUUGCCCGACUGUGGGUGUUGGUGGACACUUCAGUGGGGGAGGGUAUGGCACCUUGAUGCGCAAAUAUGGCCUUGCUGCAGAUAAUAUUAUUGACGCACAAAUGAUUGAUGUCAAGGGUAGAAUCCUUGACAGAAAAUCCAUGGGGAAAGAUUUGUUUUGGGCCAUUCGGGGAGGUGGAGGGUCCAGUUUUGGAAUCAUUGUUGCAUGGAAAAUCAAGCUGGUUCAUGUUCCAUCAACUGUGACUGUAUUCACAGUUAAUAGGAACUUGGAACAAAAUGCAACCAAGCUUGUUUAUCGGUGGCAACAAGUUGCAGACAAAGUUCAUGAAGAUCUAUUCAUUCGCGUUGUGUUAACUGGUGCCAAUUCUAGCCAAGAAGGGAGGAGGACAAUACAAGCUUCAUUUAGUUCCUUGUAUCUCGGAGGGAUAGAUAAUCUCCUUUCAUUGAUGCAAGAGAGCUUCCCUGAACUGGGUUUGGUAAGAGAAUAUUGCACUGAAAUGAGCUGGAUUGAAUCAGUCCUAUACUUUGGAGGAUUUCCAAGUGGCGAAUCCCUUGAUGUUCUACUAAACAGGACUCCUCUAAUAAGACGCUUUUUCAAAGCAAAAUCUGACUAUGUGAUGGAACCUAUUCCCGAAGUUGGCUUGGAAGGGAUUUGGGAGAGAUUUUAUGAGAAAGAGGCAGAAACAGCAUUAUUGAUCUUCACUCCCUAUGGGCAGAAAAUGAGUGAAAUUUCGGAGUCUGCAAUUCCUUUCCCCCAUAGAGCUGGUAAUAUCUAUAAAAUCCAAUACUUGGUCUAUUGGGAAGAUGAGGGAAUUGCAGCAUCUGAGCGGCAUAUAAGUUGGAUAAGGAGGCUGUACAGUUACAUGGCUGCCUAUGUUUCGAAAUCUCCAAGAGCUGCAUAUAUGAAUUAUAGGGACCUUGACAUCGGAAAAAAUAAUCCAAAGGGCAAGACAAGCUAUAGACGGGCAAGUAUAUGGGGUGCUAAAUAUUUCAAGCAGAACUUUAACAGGUUGGUUCAUGUGAAGACUAUGAUCGAUCCUACUAAUUUCUUCAGGAAUGAACAAAGCAUUCCGGCUCUUCAAUAAUCUUGGUGAUUAGUGGUGAUAUUUAGAGAUCUAUAUAUAUGAUCUCUAAAUUAAAGAUUGCAUGUACUCGGCGAUAACGCCUUUUUCUCUACCUAGCUAUUUUCACCUAUUAAUCUUCCAUUUAAUAUGCACAGCUAACGGCUAUAUAUGGA
Juglans regia (Persian walnut) is the source of this 1754-nucleotide messenger RNA. RefSeq names its product berberine bridge enzyme-like 18. The record is from RefSeq and is a predicted model, not a curated record. Lineage: Eukaryota; Viridiplantae; Streptophyta; Magnoliopsida; Fagales; Juglandaceae. Gene Ontology annotation, molecular function: oxidoreductase activity; FAD binding. The coding region runs from base 1 to 1602 and encodes 533 amino acids. The transcript has a single exon.